CUUUUUGUUCUUUUCCCAUUUAACCAAUUUCCGGUUUUGCCGUUGUCAAAUUCCGCUUUAUUGACACCGACAGGUGUCGACUCUGAGUUUAUCUGCCUUGCUGUGCGUGAUUCGCGCUUGUCUGCCUCCGCGGAACACUUGACGUUGACGCUGUCAUGCGUCGAUAGUUGAUAUCAUCAUUUUGGAAAAGAUGGAGCCUCCGGACUUUAAAGCUACGAACUUCACUGUGGAGCCCGAACAGCGCGCAUACCCGUUAUGUGACAAAUGGAUAGAGGGCUCCGAGAGUUCGGUGUACCAGCUCGCCAACAUCUUCCUUCUCCUCGGCCUCAUGGGUGGUAGCGGUGUUUUCGGACGUUUCUACAUAUUCACCUUCUUGACUCUGGGCUUCUUCUGCGCCACUCUCUGGGCUUGGACGGACUUGUGCACCAUCGACGCGUUCCUGUGGUGUUUGGCGCUGUUCGCUGUGUGUCUCGGCCAGUUUCUCCGUGCUGCCUGCAGAAUCAGGAACGUCUCAUUCGAAAGGGACUUCCAGGACCUUUAUAUGUGCAUGUUUAAGAAGAUCGGAGUUUCACGCUCACAAUUUGGGAAAAUCGUUUCAUGCUGUGACAGAAAUAUCCACACCAUAGAGAAGGAUCACUUCUUCGCCAUAGAAGGAAAGACCUCCAUCGAUAAAUUAUCCUUGCUCAUGUCCGGCAGAAUCCGAGUGACUGUUCGCGGCGAGUUUCUGCACUACAUCUACCCAUUCCAGUUUCUGGAUUCACCAGAAUGGGACUCUCUCAGACCAUCAGAAGAGGGUGUAUUCCAGGUCACGCUGUCAGCUGAUAACCCGUGUACAUAUGUGUCAUGGAGGAGGAAGAAGCUCUAUCUUCUUUUUGCUAAACACCGCUACAUAGCCAGGAUCUUUGCUCUGGUUGUGCGGAAUGACAUUGCAGAGAAGCUAUACUCACUGAACGACAGCGCAUUCAACUGCUCCGGACAUCGCUAUGAUCUGCGCUUACCAAGUUACUGUCACAUGCCAGGGACCGAAUUAGAAGUCCCAAUGAAAGUUCCAGUGCAGGUUUAAAUGUCUGCUUGA
This is a messenger RNA of Hippocampus zosterae (dwarf seahorse), 1075 nucleotides long. It is a transcript of the gene popdc3, whose product is annotated as popeye domain containing 3. Lineage: Eukaryota; Metazoa; Chordata; Actinopteri; Syngnathiformes; Syngnathidae. The transcript has 3 exons. The record is from RefSeq and is a predicted model, not a curated record. Gene Ontology annotation, cellular component: sarcolemma. Gene Ontology annotation, molecular function: cAMP binding.